CUUCCGUUGCACAUCAUGUUUCACGAGACCCACAUGUUGAAAUUUUUAGGGCACGACUGCUGAUGUUCUUUUACUCCGAAGAACCUACCGAAGUACAUCGAUAUUAACAUUGAUCUCAUUAAUUUUUAUGGUUCCUAACUACACUCGGCUGCCGUGUUCUCGCUUCUCUUACUCUCCCGAUUCUCGUAUCUCAAGUCCCUGCAGCCGCUGAGAACCUAUUUUAGUGUGCAUGCUUUCCAUUACUUCCCACACACUGGCACAGGUUGCAUCACUUGCGCAAUGCGCUUGCAUCCCUUAGCUCCUUAUCUCAUCCCACCUCUCAAAAUAUGAGGCACUUCAACGUCGUCGUCCUAGGAGCCGGAGGAGUAGGGAAGUCUGCGUUGACGGUGCGAUUUGUUCAAGAUGUCUUCCUGGAGAACUAUGACCCCACGAUCGAAGAAGCUUAUCGGCGCAUCCUCGAUAUUGAUGGUGUAAAGACUUCGCUAGAUGUAUUAGAUACUGCUGGUGCUGAGCAAUUCACUUCUCUGAAAGAACUUUAUAUCAAAUCUGGCCAAGGAUUCGUGUUAGUCUUCAGCCUCACACAAGAAGCAAGUCUUAGGGAGCUGGACAAUCUUCGACAGCAGAUACACCGAGUGAAGGGAAUGGACAGCGAUGUUCCUAUCGUUGUUGUUGGGACAAAACUCGACCUCGUCACGGAACGAGAAGUGGCAAGAAGCACGAUACAAUGCCUGGUUGCGCUUUGGAAAAUACCAUUUUACGAAACAUCAGCCAAGCGCGAUUGGCACAUUAACGAUGUCUUCCAAGAACUUGUCAAGCAGAUGCUUAUGCACUACCCAGAUGAACCACCCCUCAAGAAGGCUUCACGUCGGUUACACCGCAAGCCUCGGGCCUGCAUAGUGAUGUGAUGGAUGCAGAAUAUGUGACGUUACUCACAACUUCUUGAUUUAUUAUGCCCAUCGAAGUUACUACAGGUCUGAACUUCGACUAUGAUUAUUUUCAUGCCGUUUAUGCAUUCAUUUCACAUAUAUACCCAGCACAGAUUUAUGUAUUGCCCCGGUAUCUUGUGUACUUAGCUAUGUUAGAAUUUUGAGAAGAACAUCACGUAAGCAUAUUGUUGUUUAUUUACUCCAAAUCAAACGCAUUUUUUCCAGCUCUUUGUUCC
This is a messenger RNA of Suillus discolor, 1162 nucleotides long. Its product is annotated as P-loop containing nucleoside triphosphate hydrolase protein. The record is from RefSeq and is a predicted model, not a curated record. The transcript has 7 exons. Gene Ontology annotation, molecular function: GTP binding; GDP binding; GTPase activity. Gene Ontology annotation, biological process: signal transduction. Gene Ontology annotation, cellular component: plasma membrane. The coding region runs from base 327 to 905 and encodes 192 amino acids. Lineage: Eukaryota; Fungi; Basidiomycota; Agaricomycetes; Boletales; Suillaceae.